Messenger RNA from Botrytis deweyae, 1450 nucleotides. RefSeq lists its product as uncharacterized. The coding region runs from base 103 to 1200 and encodes 365 amino acids. NCBI's taxonomy places the organism in Eukaryota, Fungi, Ascomycota, Leotiomycetes, Helotiales, Sclerotiniaceae. The record is from RefSeq and is a predicted model, not a curated record. The transcript is spliced from 3 exons.
CAUUUCAUCAUCAAUAUUUCAAUACUCGAGUAGAGUCCAAUAUCGUUCAAAUCCACAUCUCAUCCGUUCUCAAAUAUCCUAUAAAACUCUCAUGCCAUUCAGAUGAAGUUGCUUCUUCUUCUUUUUUCAAUCAUCAUUGCAGUAUUCUCAAUUGUAUUCAGAGAUCCAAUUAUCGAGCAUAUCGAAACCAUAAGUUACUUGUUUACAAAUAGUACAGCCACAACUCCUUCACAACCACAACUUUAUAACUUUCCAUCCGCUUCAUAUUUUAGCACAUCAAAAGCAGUCAACAUGACAACACCAAGAAGGAUCCUGAAAGCCUUUUUGGCACGCGAGCAAGCGGAGGGUGCGGGAGCGCGAGUUCGUCGUUCAAUCGGCUCACCUCAACUAAGGAACUUCUCACCAUUCCUUAUGCUUGACCAUUUCAACUCUAAGUCCGGAGCUGGAUUUCCAGAUCAUCCACACAGAGGACAGGAAACGAUAAGCUACAUCCUCCAAGGUGCUGUCGACCAUGAAGAUUUCACAGGAAAUUCAGGGACCAUCGAAACAGGAGAUCUUCAAUUCAUGACUGCCGGAAGAGGAAUAAUGCACUCAGAAAUGCCACGACAACAUGCUGAUGGCAGCGCAAAUAUUGGAUUACAGCUCUGGGUAGACUUACCCGAGAAACUCAAGAAAUGCGAGCCACGAUAUCGUGAUUUACGAGCCAAGGAAAUUCCACGCAUCGACAUCGACGAUGGAAAAGUACAUGUGAAGAUCAUCUCAGGCCGAAGUCAUGGCGUUGAUAGUGUAAAAGACUUAGCUUAUACACCCGUUUGGAUUUUCGACAUAGAAAUCAAACCGGGUGGAAAGAUUGUGCAAUCAUUACCGGCUGGGUGGAACGCUUUUGCCUAUAUUUUGAGUGGGGAGGCGGUCUUUGGAAGUGGAGAUGAGAAGACUAAGGUUGCACAAUUCCACAAUGUGGUAUUCCGUCAGGAGGGAGAUUUGGUGAAUGCAGAAGUCGAAGAGUCUGCUAAAGAAAAUGCACAUUUUAUUCUAGUAGCAGGCCAACCCCUCGACCAAAAGAUAGUCCAAUACGGCCCCUUUGUCGUCAAUUCAGAAGAGGAGAUAUAUCAAGCGAUGGAGGACUUCCAGACCCAUUCUAAUGGGUUUGAAAGGGCGAAGGGAUGGAAAAGUAAGCUUGGCAAGUCGAUGGUUCAUUAGAAUAUUUCGAGGGGUAACAACUUGGGGAGUUCUUGGUUGGAGGCAGUGAUUAUUGUCAGGCGAAUAAAAGGAGGAGUUGGGUGUUUUGAUCUCUAUAGCUUGGGAGUGCUUCUUCUGGUUGAACUAAUACAAUUGGCAUUUUUAUUUUAAACUCAUGGUUGCUAUUUGUUAGUUUUUUUUGUGGUGUUAGUACGAUGUAAUUCCUCGUUAUUCUCUAUGAUAGAUUGCAAUUCACUCCAAUAUAAAAUCC